Messenger RNA from Corticium candelabrum, 938 nucleotides. Its product is annotated as hypoxia-inducible factor 1-alpha inhibitor-like. Lineage: Eukaryota; Metazoa; Porifera; Homoscleromorpha; Homosclerophorida; Plakinidae. The coding region runs from base 54 to 776 and encodes 240 amino acids. Gene Ontology annotation, cellular component: nucleus; cytoplasm. Gene Ontology annotation, molecular function: ankyrin repeat binding; peptidyl-histidine dioxygenase activity; [protein]-asparagine 3-dioxygenase activity. The transcript has 6 exons. The record is from RefSeq and is a predicted model, not a curated record. Gene Ontology annotation, biological process: negative regulation of Notch signaling pathway.
AACAGAGGAAUACUGGGGCGUAUAGCUGGGAUCCGCCUCAUCGCAAACGCUUUAUGAGUUUCUCUGAAUUUGGUGAAAUUGUCAAGCAAUUGGAACUAUCGCCAACGAAUAACACAAAGGUCUAUCUUCAGACGGCGUUGAAAUUAGCCGAUUUGUCAGACGAGAUGCAAGAUUACCUAUUUCAGUUCAACUAUCUGUGGCUCAAUUCACUAGCACACAAGUUGCAGUGGGGAGACAUCGACACCAAUCUUUUGCUAGUGGGCAUGCCGGAAGUCGUAACUCCAGCUCAUUACGACGGAAUGGAAAACCUAUUUACACAAGUAUUAGGGCAGAAGAGGUGUAUACUGUUUAAUCCACUUCAGUACAGGAAUCUUUACCCACAUCCUGUUCAUCACCCUCACGAUCGUCAAACGCAAAUAAAUUUUGACGCUCCGGAUUACAAUAAGUUUCCGCGAUUUCGCGAUGCAGUGGGAUACGAAGCAAUAGUGAGACCAGGUGACCUUCUCUAUAUUCCACUCAACUGGUGGCAUUACAUCGAAUCAAAUUCAGACAGUAUGACAAUUUCCAUAAACUUUUGGUUUUCUGCUGAUUUGGAUACGUCCGAAGACAAUGACACAAUAACUCCACAGACAGAGAAUAACGAGGCCAGUGAAGAGGAACUGCUACAACUCAUGAGAGAAAUCGAAAACUCGGUAGGAGAGAAAUUGAAGGACAAAAAACAAGUCAAAGAAUUUCUCUUGGAUAUAAUUGACGGACGAUUCGAUUCUUUAGAGUGAAGUAGAAGACGCGUAACAAAAUGUAAACAAACUGCCUGCUGCUAUAGAUGUUAUGUUAAUUGACGAAAAAGUUACUUGUACGUAUAUGUUGUAGUUAUACAUGUCGCGGAUGCGCGGUUACCAAUAAUCUAUGUAAUCUUAGAAUAACAUUUGGUGAUUGUA